AUGCCGCCCAUCUACUGGGAUACCUUCUUUGCUUCAUCAAUGCACAUGGCUCAUUCACAACCAAAGUCUCGGAGACCAAAAAGAACACGAUCAUGCGAUGAGAUGGAUGGCCAAAUAAACCAGAGCAAAAGAUCCAGAACAAACAAUACCACCAACAAUGGCAGUAAUAACAACAGUAUAUAUUUACAAGAGCCAGAAGAACGACAUUUUACUGAAGCACAACGGACAGAAAAUUAUAGACAACCACCAUUGAUAUUAGAACAGCAACACCAAGAAGGAGAAGAUGACGAUGCACAGCGGCACUCACAGUUACAGUUACAGCUACAGCUACACUUACAGCAGCAACAAGAAGCACAGCAGCACUUACAGUCGCAGUUACAGGAACAGGAACAGGAACAGGAACAGGAACACGAACAGGAACAGGAACGCCAAAUUCAUAAUCACCAACACUACCAUCAUUCACAAUCAACAAACAAUCAAGGUCGAUUAACUCAACAACAACAACAACAACAACAUGCUCUACAUCACCGAAUACAGCAAUUGCAACAAGAACAAAGCCAAAACUAUCUUCAAUCUACUUCUAGCUCCUUUCAACCACCCAUACUAAAAUCAUUUGUCAUCUCCACACGACAUACUCCUCCAAACACCGCAUACCGUGAGAUGAAUGAAUUAUUGCACACAACGCAUGUACUGCGCCAUGGAGAUGAGACACGCGAACGUUGUUGGGUUGACAAGAUGGAUGAUGAGAUGAGUGAUGUAGAAUCAUCUUAUGAGGAUAUCAAUAGUGUUCUUCGUCAAGCGUUCUUACAGCGUCAUCAUUAAAUGAAGAAAUGAAGAAAUGAAAAAUGAAAAAUG
Messenger RNA from Phycomyces blakesleeanus NRRL 1555(-), 855 nucleotides. RefSeq lists its product as hypothetical. The transcript is spliced from 2 exons. Lineage: Eukaryota; Fungi; Mucoromycota; Mucoromycetes; Mucorales; Phycomycetaceae. The record is from RefSeq and is a predicted model, not a curated record. The coding region runs from base 1 to 822 and encodes 273 amino acids.